Molecule: messenger RNA, 1796 nt
Organism: Boleophthalmus pectinirostris (great blue-spotted mudskipper)
Lineage: Eukaryota; Metazoa; Chordata; Actinopteri; Gobiiformes; Gobiidae
Product: transmembrane protein 151B
Exons: 2
Coding region: 1-1713 (570 amino acids)
Source: RefSeq, a predicted model, not a curated record
AUGAGCUCCCAAAAUCCGGAGAGUGAAGAAGCAACCGCGGCCACUGCUCCAAGUGAAGAUGGGACAGGGGGAAGACAAGAGUUGACAGGCACAAGUGAUGUCCCGGAGGAGCAGCGUCCGGAGCAGCAGUCUUUGGGAGCGUGCAUGUGCCGGGAGGCCCACUGGCGCUGCUUGAUCCUCUCUCUAUUAAUGUACACCUGCCUGGGCACAGUGGCCUGGUGUCGACUCACUACUGUCACCAAGAUCAGUUUCAAGUCUUCCUUCAGCCCUCCUCUCACUGCUCCUCUGUCCUCACCUCUGCGGGGCCUUUCUGGGGUGGGCUUUGGGGGCCACUCCAUGAUCUACCAUGACAGCCCCUGCUCUGACGGCUACAUUUACAUCCCUCUGGCAUUCCUUGUGAUGCUCUAUGUGCUGUACAUGGUGGAAUGUUGGCACUGUCAAGCCAGAAGUGAGCUGCAGCGUAAGGCAGACAUUGACAGCGUCUAUGAGCGUGUGCUAAAAAUGCGACAAGCCCAGCCCUGCAUUUGGUGGAAAGCCAUUAGUUACCACUUUGUCCGCCGGACCCGGCAGGUGACUAGAUAUCGAAGUGGAGACGCUUACAUCUCUACUCAGGUGUACCACGAAAGAGUGAACACCCAUCUGGCCGAGGGGGAGUUUGACUACAGCCGAUGUGGUGUGAAGGAUGUUUCUCGUGAACUCAAGGGUUUGGAGGCCCAUGCAGCCACAAGACUCAGAUUUACUAAGUGUUUCAGCUUUACUGAGACAGGCCCCGAAAAUGAUUAUUUAAACCAGAGAGCACAGUUCUUUUCUGAAGUGGAGGGUUUGGAUGACUAUAUGGAGGCCAGGGAGGGUAUGCAGCUGAAGAAUGUGGAGUUUAGAGAGAACAUAAUGGUCUAUGUGGACCCUGAUAAGAUGCCAUGGUACAGUUCACAGAUUGCAUUCUGGCUUGCAGCUUUCCUCAUGUUGUCUUGGCCACUUCGAGUACUCAGUGAAUAUCGCACUGCAUUUGUGCACUACAGAAUAGAAAAACUGUUUGGCUUGGAGUACAUCCCAGGUACACCCUCUAGCCAACAAAAUGACCAGCUAAUUGAAAAUCGUACUGGCUGUGUCAUUCCUAGAGUGGACACGUUAGAUAGCACAGAGAUGGAGGUGCACAUACGUUGUAAUAGACAAGUCAUUCCAAGCUAUUCUGAGGCCAUGCUAAUAAACACAAGCACCACUGAUUCCAUCUCUCUUCAGGACACAGACUACACCUCCUCCUCAGACUGCCUCCUGUUAGAUCGCAGUCAAACUCCGCUCAGUUACGGUGCAGUGCUCACGCCAGAUAUUUGCGAGCAAAGCAGCGGACCUACCCAACAAGAAGGGAGACAAAGAAGAAGUACCAUCACAAGCAGCUGUUCCUCUGUCUUGUCAUGUCGUGGGACACUGUACCUUUCACAUCCAUCCUCAGACACCUCACGCUUCUCUCUUUGCCGCAUGUAUGGCUCCCAGCGCACCUUGGGCUUUUGGAGGAGCCGCAGCAGCAGCCUCAGUGAACCCUGGUGUGAGCAGUCAUGCCAGCCAGGCACCAGUGUCAGCCCCCCCGCGUACAGAGACGCACAUUUCUUCCCUGUUCUGAUAGUGCAGCAUCCAGAGGGCAGAGGUGGUGAGAGUGGACAUGAGGGGAGGAGCUGUUGUUUACGUAGGGGCUCAUGUGUGGAGACAGCACUGUGACAAUUAUAAGAAAAAAAUCACACUGCACUGUAAACUGAAAAAUCAAUGCAUGCUAGUUUAAAUCAAAUACCCUUUUUCUCUAC